Molecule: messenger RNA, 745 nt
Organism: Aureobasidium pullulans EXF-150
Lineage: Eukaryota; Fungi; Ascomycota; Dothideomycetes; Dothideales; Saccotheciaceae
Product: histone cluster 1, H3g protein
Exons: 2
Coding region: 30-440 (136 amino acids)
Biological process (GO): rRNA transcription
Cellular component (GO): nucleosome
Molecular function (GO): structural constituent of chromatin; protein heterodimerization activity; DNA binding
Source: RefSeq, a predicted model, not a curated record
CUUCUCAACAACACACAAAGUCAUCUACAAUGGCUCGCACCAAGCAAACUGCCCGCAAGUCCACUGGUGGCAAGGCUCCCCGUAAGCAGCUCGCCUCCAAGGCCGCUCGCAAGUCAGCACCUUCUACCGGAGGUGUCAAGAAGCCUCACCGCUACAAGCCCGGUACCGUCGCUCUCCGUGAGAUCCGUCGCUACCAGAAGUCGACCGAGCUCCUCAUCCGCAAGCUCCCCUUCCAGCGUCUGGUUCGUGAGAUCGCCCAGGACUUCAAGUCGGACCUCCGCUUCCAGUCUUCGGCCAUCGGCGCUCUCCAGGAGUCCGUUGAGGCCUACCUCGUCUCUCUCUUCGAGGACACCAACCUCUGCGCCAUCCACGCCAAGCGUGUCACCAUCCAGAGCAAGGACAUCCAGCUCGCCCGCCGUCUCCGCGGCGAGCGCUCUUAAGCUCUUAACACCAUCAUCAUGACAACUUGAUGUACUCUCUCAUCAUCAGCAUCAUAUACCACCAACGAGAAGCUUGAGGAUGGAUGGUCUGAGGGACAUUGAUGGGAUGGUUGGCGUUGGUUUUCUUCUGACUUUCUUCUACUGAGUUUUGCAAUUUUUCGAGCAAGGGAAUGACAUGGGAUUCGGGGUUCUUACUAUCAUGGGGUGCACGAAAGCGUGCACAGAUUCAAGAGAGCAUUGAUUGUAACAUAAUGAAAUGCACACACACAAAAGGCCGGGCCCGGGCACUUUUGAUUCAACUUCAA